Notolabrus celidotus (New Zealand spotty) is the source of this 2210-nucleotide messenger RNA. RefSeq names its product actin-related protein 3. Gene Ontology annotation, biological process: Arp2/3 complex-mediated actin nucleation. The transcript is spliced from 12 exons. NCBI's taxonomy places the organism in Eukaryota, Metazoa, Chordata, Actinopteri, Labriformes, Labridae. Gene Ontology annotation, cellular component: Arp2/3 protein complex; actin cortical patch. The record is from RefSeq and is a predicted model, not a curated record. Gene Ontology annotation, molecular function: actin filament binding. The coding region runs from base 145 to 1401 and encodes 418 amino acids.
UCCCUCAAACCCGGAAGCGUUCCUCACUCGGCCGAGACUGUUUUCCAUUCAGGCUGCUGCGCUUUAAACCAGCCUGUAUCUGGAGAUCUGCUCUCAUCGGGGGUCUGAUUUAUUCUCCUGUAGACAGAUUAAGGUCGAGCAGGCAUGGCUGGUCGGUUACCGGCGUGUGUUGUUGACUGUGGCACGGGGUACACAAAGCUCGGAUAUGCAGGAAAUACAGAGCCUCAGUUCAUCAUACCAUCAUGUAUCGCAAUCAAAGAGUCCGCCAAGGUGGGAGACCAGGCCCAGCGCAGGAUGAUGAGAGGCGUCGACGACCUGGACUUCUUCAUCGGGGACGAAGCCAUCGACAAACCAUCGUAUUCAACAAAGUGGCCGAUCCGUCACGGGAUUGUGGAAGACUGGGACCUGAUGGAGAGAUUCAUGGAGCAGAUCAUCUUCAAGUACCUGCGGGCAGAACCUGAAGACCAUUACUUUCUUUUGACAGAGCCUCCCCUCAACACACCAGAAAACAGAGAGUACACAGCAGAGAUCAUGUUCGAGUCCUUCAACGUCCCGGGUCUCUACAUCGCUGUUCAGGCUGUCCUGGCGCUGGCUGCCUCCUGGACGUCCCGACAGGUGGGAGAGCGGACCCUGACGGGGACCGUGAUCGACAGCGGCGAUGGAGUCACACACGUCAUCCCCGUGGCUGAAGGUUACGUCAUCGGGAGCUGCAUCAAGCACAUCCCCAUCGCUGGCAGAGACAUCACAUACUUCACCCAACAGCUGCUGAGAGAGCGAGAGGUGGGGAUUCCUCCGGAGCAGUCCCUGGAGACGGCUAAAGCUGUCAAGGAGCGCUUCAGCUACGUCUGUCCGGACCUGGUGAAGGAGUUCAGCAAGUACGACACAGACGGCUCCAAGUGGAUCAAACAGUACACGGGAAUCAACGCCAUCAGCAAGAAGGAGUUCACCAUCGACGUGGGCUACGAGCGCUUCCUGGGGCCUGAGAUCUUCUUCCACCCUGAGUUUGCAAACCCAGACUUCACUCAGCCGAUCUCUGAGGUGGUGGACGAGGUCAUUCAGAACUGCCCCAUCGACGUGCGGCGUCCUCUGUACAAGAACAUCGUGCUCUCUGGAGGCUCCACCAUGUUCAGGGACUUCGGCAGACGCCUGCAGAGGGACCUGAAGAGGACUGUGGAUGCACGGCUGAAGAUGAGCGAAGAGCUGAGUGGCGGCAAGUUGAAGCCAAAGCCCAUCGAUGUGCAAGUCAUCACUCACCACAUGCAGAGGUACGCGGUCUGGUUUGGAGGAUCGAUGCUGGCGUCUACACCUGAGUUCUACCAAGUCUGCCACACCAAGAAAGACUACGAGGAGAUCGGCCCGAGCAUCUGCCGCCACAACCCCGUCUUCGGAGUCAUGUCCUAGGAGCCGUCGCCGGCGUCACGAGACCUCACGCGCUGUGGAAGUCCCAUGAGCCUUUGCACGGAUGCUCCAGACACACUUGUCAUUCUGAAAUCGAGCGGACAGCGGACCAAACAAACUGCCAAACAAGCGGCAAAAUGUCCCGGAGGAAAAAAAAGAAGAGGUGACUCAGCCCAAAAGGAUCCUCGACAUCAAAUGUUUACUGCGAGUAGGUUUAAUAAUAGGUGAUCAAUCUUUCAUUUCUGCGUGCCUCGUGUGUGUACGUCUAAUAUCCUCACAGGGUUGUAAUAUGUCAUUAAUCAACAGGAGUCCUGUAUAAACUUCUCUGCACUUCUCUGUGUAUAUGGGUCGGGUUCUUCGGUAUGUACUCUAAAAAAUAACGAUGCAGGAAGCUCUUAGUUAGAUCCUUUUCCACGUAAACAUGAAAUAAAGACGCUUCUUGAAGCAUUAAGUCAUGAAACAGGAGAAAAAAAGACGUUCAGACCAUUCCUGAUUAUUCUUCUGUCUCUUUCUUUAAAUCGAGCCUCGAGGAAAAAUUCAUUUGAACAUGAAUCUUUAAAAAAACAAACAAAUCAAGGCAUUUAAAAAAAUCAUGAAGCUGUUCAAAUCAAUCUUUCCCAGGUGUUGUUCUUUUUUUACUUGUAUUAAUCAUCUCUGGAACAAAAAAAAAGUUGUAUUAAUAUAUGAACAGUUUGAACGACUGUUGUUGGACCAUCACUGUUGCCUAGAUCUCAGUUCUACUGGAUAGCCUUGUACUGUACCAAAUCUGGAUUUCAAUGCUGGCAUUCCAAUAAAUGCCAAGGAGGUAUUUC